Lindgomyces ingoldianus is the source of this 270-nucleotide messenger RNA. Its product is annotated as ankyrin. The transcript has a single exon. Lineage: Eukaryota; Fungi; Ascomycota; Dothideomycetes; Pleosporales; Lindgomycetaceae. Gene Ontology annotation, molecular function: protein binding. The annotation marks the transcript as partial. The record is from RefSeq and is a predicted model, not a curated record.
GGACGAACGCCGCUAUCGUUGGCGGCGGAGAAGGGGCACGAGGCAGUAGUCAAACUCCUGCUUGCGAAGGACGGUGUCGACCCAGAUUCCAAGGAUACUGUAAUCAGACGGACGCCGCUAUCGUGGGCAGCAGAGAGCGGGAACGAGGAAGUGGUCAAACUGCUGCUUGCGACAGACGGCGUUGACCCAGAUUCUGAGGAUACUGGAUAUGGACAGACGCCGCUGUCGUGGGCAGCAGGGAACGGGAAUGGGGCAGUGGUCAAGCUGCUA